Molecule: messenger RNA, 1655 nt
Organism: Cynoglossus semilaevis (tongue sole)
Lineage: Eukaryota; Metazoa; Chordata; Actinopteri; Pleuronectiformes; Cynoglossidae
Gene: cnot9
Product: CCR4-NOT transcription complex subunit 9
Exons: 8
Coding region: 331-1230 (299 amino acids)
Biological process (GO): mRNA catabolic process
Cellular component (GO): CCR4-NOT complex
Source: RefSeq, a predicted model, not a curated record
GAGACUUUGUCACACACGUACAAGGCUUCUGUGUUGCUAAUCAAACCGCAACUGUUUUAUUUUUCGUUUGAUAACUUUUAGAUUUGAGCUCAAGCAAACUUAAUUUAAAAAAAGACUUAGAUAAGUACACAAUAUUAUUAUCAUUUCGUUACUCUCCUGUUUAAAUGGAUAUAUGCGGUCUUGCACGGGCGGUUGUUCCGGAAUUUGUCAAGACAUUUAGCAGCUAGCUUGAGUUAGCGGUGUGUUUAUAGGUUUGUUAGUUAAGCUUUUUCGGUGUUUCUAGUUCCAUUUAUACUUAAAAGACAACAAAACAAAAUCGAACUUCAGAGGAUGCUGGCAACAGGAGCCGCUGUGACUAAUGUCACGGCCCUGGCCCAGGUGGACAGGGAGAAGAUCUACCAGUGGAUCAAUGAAUUGUCAAGUCCAGAAACCAGAGAGAACGCCUUGUUGGAACUUAGCAAGAAACGUGAAUCAGUGCCAGACCUUGCUCCGAUGCUCUGGCACUCCUGUGGAACUAUUGCUGCGUUGUUGCAGGAAAUAGUGAAUAUCUACCCAUCCAUAAAUCCACCCACACUGACAGCUCACCAGUCUAAUAGAGUGUGUAACGCCCUGGCACUUCUGCAGUGUGUUGCUUCACAUCCCGAGACACGGUCAGCCUUUCUUGCUGCUCACAUUCCUCUCUUCCUGUAUCCUUUUCUCCACACCGUGAGCAAAACACGGCCUUUUGAGUAUCUGCGACUCACCAGCCUGGGGGUCAUCGGUGCCUUGGUGAAAACAGAUGAACAAGAAGUGAUCAACUUCCUUCUCACUACUGAAAUCAUCCCACUGUGUCUCCGUAUCAUGGAGUCAGGCAGUGAACUAUCAAAGACGGUUGCUACUUUCAUUCUUCAGAAGAUUCUCUUGGAUGACACGGGGCUGGCCUACAUUUGUCAGACCUAUGAACGUUUCUCCCACGUGGCGAUGAUACUCGGCAAAAUGGUGUUACAGCUCUCCAAAGAACCCUCGGCACGUCUGCUGAAGCAUGUGGUUCGAUGCUACCUGCGUCUGUCAGAUAAUCUCAGAGCCAGAGAAGCCCUGCGUCAGUGUCUGCCAGAUCAGCUGAAGGACAGCACCUUCGCCCAGGUGCUGAAGGACGACGCCACCACCAAGCGCUGGCUGGCCCAGCUGGUCAAGAACCUGCAGGAAGGUCAAGUCACCGAUGCCAGAGGCAUCCCGCUGGCUCCGCAGUGAACCGGCUGCCGAGAGUCUACACAAACGGACUGGGCACAAGUCUCAGAGUCUGCGUUUUGAUUUUUUUUUUCCAAUGUAGUUCUGUAUUCAAAGUAAAGACAUUUGAUGAGAUAGAGGUUUUGCUUUUGAGCAGAUUUGUAUCUACAGGUUUUGGUUCCCGUUAUAUCAAGUCCACAUGAGACUACAGUGAAAACUAGAAACAUGUUCUAGAUGGAUAGAAUUCUCAAAGAAGCACUGAAAUCAGCAAUAAAAAAAUUUCCAAUUUUUCUUUUUUUCAAAAGAGCCUUAAAAUUUGAUGUUUAAGUCAGAAGUUUACAGAAAGAUUCAUCAGUCCUUUAUUGCUUCUUUAUUGUCUUUUGGUUCCAUUGUUUGCUCUAAAAUUACAAAGGAACUUAUUACUGGAUUGAAAUAGAUUAAAAAAAAAA